AUGUGGAGCGCAAGGCCCCCUUUUUCUCCGUUGAGGGGACUUCCAAUCCGCAGACCUUUAUCGACUCUCCGCGGCAGAAGCACUCGCCUCGGUCCACGCAGCAGCAUAAUAAGGCCCGGACGAAUUCCCCAAACGCAGAAACCAGAUGAGCCACCGCAACAGCCCGACUCCCCGGCCCCAGAAUCUCAGGACGCUAUCAAUCCCAACUACGACCCUUCGCAAAACACCCUCCUCUCCCCUGUCUAUCUCCCAGAAGACCCUAAUGGCGUCCUCAAAGAAACCCACCCAGCGACAAAACUCCUGGCCAACUCCGCGCUAGUUGUGCAGCGCCAACUUGAGAUGAUGAACGUCAUGAUUGGUUUCGAGCAAGCGAACAAGUAUGUUAUCAUGGACGCGCAGGGAAAUCACAUCGGAUAUAUGGCCGAGCAAGAGAAGGGGAUGGCCAAUGCCAUGGCUCGCCAAUGGUUCCGCACACAUCGAAGCUUCGUGACACAUGUUUUUGAUAAACAUGAGAACGAGGUGCUACGGUUUAAUCGCCCAUUCGCAUGGAUCAAUUCCCGGAUCCAAGUUUAUGACCCUCUUGAUACCAAAGCCAGAACUUCUACGUACUCUACACCCCUCCAAAUGACGACUCCAGGUGCCUUGGUCCAAGCCGACGUUUCCUCCAAUGCGCGUGUCUCCCCACUCGACUUUGCUCAGAUGCGGGUUAUUGGCGAAGCACAGCAGCAAUGGGCACCCCUGCGGCGGAAAUACAAUCUGUUCACCUGUAAUCAGUCACCAAGUUCCGCGACGGACAUGAGUACUCGGAGAUUCCCUCUCGCCGAAUCCGGCUUGUCUAAACCGCAGCAGUUGCAGCUCGCGCAGGAUUCUAGCAAGGGCCAAGGUGAAUUCAACCAAUUCGCCUACGUCAACGAGCCAUUCCUGUCAUGGGAUUUCUCCCUUCUGUCGGCGGAGAACCAACUGAUCGGAUCCGUGAACCGCAACUUUGCUGGAUUUGCUCGAGAAAUUUUCACGGACACGGGUGUCUAUGCAUUGCGCAUGGAUUCCGCUGGGGCAGGCACCGACGCAUCAGCCAAUCAGGGCGAUGCUGCACCUGGAAUGACCCUUGACCAACGGGCAGUGAUGCUCGCUACUGCCGUCAGCGUUGAUUUCGACUACUUCAGCCGUCACAGUGGGUCCGGUGGAUUUGGUUUCUUGCCCCUGUGGUUCCCUGGGGUCGGCGGAGAAGCUGCGGCAGGAGGAGCGGCUGCUGGAGAGGCUGCAGGAGCAGUUGGUGGUGCUGCCGCUGGUGGUGCAGCUGCUGGAGAAGCCGGUGCGCUCGGUGAAGUGGCAGCUGGCACACUCGGCCGAGCAGGCGCUGUUGGCAGCAUGGCAGAUGGCAUAGCUGCGGGCGCUGCGGGCGCCGGCGCCAUGGCUGGGUAUGAAGCCAUGCAAAGGGGAAGGUCGGGGAACCAGGCAGCUGAGACACCUGCGCCUGGUCAGUCUACCAUGCCACCUCUGGAUGAGCAGGCUCCUGGACAGCUCGGUCAGUCUGAAGACGAAUGGGCCGAGGAACGCCCCGAGGACCCUUGGGGUGAAGAUGAAUUUGUUGAUCCUUGGAGUGAUGAAGGAUCAGAUGAAGGAGGCGGCAGUGAUGAUUUCGACUGGUUCUAG
Molecule: messenger RNA, 1653 nt
Organism: Penicillium subrubescens
Lineage: Eukaryota; Fungi; Ascomycota; Eurotiomycetes; Eurotiales; Aspergillaceae
Product: scramblase family protein
Exons: 3
Coding region: 1-1653 (550 amino acids)
Biological process (GO): plasma membrane phospholipid scrambling
Cellular component (GO): plasma membrane
Molecular function (GO): phospholipid scramblase activity
Source: RefSeq, a predicted model, not a curated record